GAAAUCGAUUUCUAUUCAAAUCUGAUCUUACAGAGAGAUAGUCUCAAGAGUUCCGGAGCGGAAUCAAGGAAGAUUAGUGGCAAUGGCGACCAUCAAAGUUCCGGAGCAUGUUCCUUCUCCUGCCGAAGACUGUGAGCAGCUUCGCAAAGCUUUCAAAGGAUGGGGAACGAACGAGGGCUUGAUCAUAUCGAUUUUGGCCCAUAGAAAUGCAGCUCAAAGAAGUUUAAUUCGGAAAACCUAUGCUGAGAUGCAUGGUGAAGAUCUUCUUAAAGAACUAGACAAGGAACUUUCGAGUGAUUUUGAGCGAAUUGUACUUUUGUGGACAUUGGAACCUGCAGAUCGUGAUGCAUUUAUGGUUAAUGAAGCAACAAAGAGGUCAACCUCAAACAAUUUGGUUAUUGUGGAAGUAGCUUGCACUCGAUCACCACUCGAACUAUUCAAGGCGAGGCAGGCCUAUCAUGCCCGUUUCAAGAGAUCUCUUGAAGAAGAUGUUGCAUAUCAUACAUCUGGAGAUAUCCGCAAGCUUUUGGUCCCUCUGAUUAGCUCCCUCCGAUACGAGGGAGAUGAGGUGAAUCAAUCCAUAGCAAAAUCAGAGGCGAAAAUACUCCAUGAGAAGAUAGCAAAUAAGGAAUACAAUCAUGACGAACUAAUUAGAAUCCUAACGACAAGGAGCAAAGCGCAAUUACUUACAACAUUUAACCUCUACAAUAACGAGUAUGGCAAUGCCAUCAACAAGGAUUUGAAGGUCGAUCCCAAAGAUGAGUACCUUAAGUUACUGAGAACAACCAUCAAGUCUUUGAUCUUCCCAGAAAGACACUUUUCCAAAAUCCUUCGAUUGGCAAUCAAUAAGUUGGGGACGGAUGAGUGGGCACUUGCAAGGGUCGUUGCUACUCGAGCUGAAAUCGACAUGGAGCGCAUCAAAGAAGAAUAUUUUCGCAGGAACAGCAUUCCUCUGGAUCGUGACAUCGCCAAAGACACUUCUGGGGACUACGAGAGAAUGCUUCUUGCGUUGAUUGGACAUGUUGAUGCCUGAGGUACCCCUCUUAUUCAGGAAAUUUACUUUGCUUUUCUCUAAAACCUUGUCUAUCCGUUCGUUUGAACUUUGAACAUGGAGAGAAAAUGGCAUCUUCAAUAUGUUGUAGGAUUUCCCUCCUGUUUUGUGUACUCUGAUGGAUUUUCCUUCAGUUAUUUUGAAUAAAUAAAUUUCAAACUUGCAUCUCUUUCCAAA
Molecule: messenger RNA, 1228 nt
Organism: Cucurbita pepo subsp. pepo (vegetable marrow)
Lineage: Eukaryota; Viridiplantae; Streptophyta; Magnoliopsida; Cucurbitales; Cucurbitaceae
Product: annexin Gh1
Biological process (GO): response to heat; response to salt stress; response to cold
Cellular component (GO): plasma membrane; cytoplasm
Molecular function (GO): calcium-dependent phospholipid binding; calcium ion binding; phosphatidylserine binding
Source: RefSeq, a predicted model, not a curated record